Messenger RNA from Bolinopsis microptera, 2186 nucleotides. Its product is annotated as galactosylceramide sulfotransferase-like. The transcript has 6 exons. Gene Ontology annotation, cellular component: membrane. Bases 14 to 1402 code for a protein of 462 amino acids. Gene Ontology annotation, biological process: glycolipid biosynthetic process. The record is from RefSeq and is a predicted model, not a curated record. Gene Ontology annotation, molecular function: galactosylceramide sulfotransferase activity. NCBI's taxonomy places the organism in Eukaryota, Metazoa, Ctenophora, Tentaculata, Lobata, Bolinopsidae.
AUUUUAGAGGAUCAUGGGGUUCUUGAACCAGUAUAAUGAGCAAAUCGGACUAAUUUACGACGUCUCGAAAUUGAAGAGGAAGUACGAAACAUCAAUUAAGGCCAGCUCGCAGAGGACGAAGUGCGUUUCUUACGGUUUUUUCCUCAUCACCAUUACCUCUCUCGUCCUUUACCUUACCAGAGACGCCAUGACCGCUCAACUGGUCUCUCAGCAGGCUUCAUUUCCGGUGCACAAAAGAAGACAUGCACUUGCAGACAAAAGUUUUGCAGAAACGAUACGGACGAAGUUCGGUCAGAAGUGCUCUCCUCAAGAAAAUAUAAUUUUUACUAAAACCCACAAAACGGGCAGCAGUACCAUCACCAAUAUUCUUCUCAGAUACGGUGAAGUACACAACAGAACCCAGCUACUGUACAAGUACCCAUCCAGCACAGAGUACAAGAAGCUCGACCCUGAUAGACUGCUCACUGGUCGCCCAACGGCAAACAUCUUCGCUCAGCACGCCAACUUUGACCAUGCUUUUCUCAAAGAUCACAUAUUCAACCCUUCGAAAACUUUCACCAUUCUGCGAUCCCCUGUUUCACAGUUCUCAUCAGCCUUCAGCUUCUUUGAGAUCACUAAUCUCUACCCAGCGGACACAUUUGAGGAGAGUUUGAAGCUCUUCUUCAGCAGUCACAUGCAUGACAAAUACUUGGUUAACACGUACUUUUGUAAGAACUGUGCUAUGAUGGUGAACGCUAACAGCAUUGACAUGGGACUAAAUAUAGAGGAGUACUUCAAGUCGGCGGAUCAAGACAGGUAUUUGUCAAACUUUCUGGAACAAGCCUCCCAAAGGUGGGAUCUAGUGCUGAUAACUGAGCACUUUGAUCUGUCGUUAGUUCUACUGAAGAGAAAAUUCUGCUUGGAGUUUGAGGAUAUUCUGUACCUAAGAUCCCUUGAGAGGAUAAAGAAAGAUAAAGUUGAGGACCCGUCCCUUCUCGCAAAGAUAGCACAGAUGCAGAAGCUGGAUAUAGCGCUGUACGACCACUUCAACGCUACGUUUUGGCGGGAAGUCGAAAAAGAAGAGGGUAUAUUCGAGGAGCUGGCUAUAUUUCAAAAGCUGAAUAAACAAGUUCAGUCAUUUUGUGUUGAAGGUACUAGAGUUGGAUAUCAGGGAACCUACGCCAAUGUUCUCUCCACAAAGGCAAGGGACAACUUCCAGUGUAUGGCUAUGAACACCAGAUGUCUUAAUUUCAUAAGAUUAAUAGAAGCAAGAGAUGACACCGCGGUGAAUGACAACAUGAGAACGGAAAUUGCGCUGGAGUUCACGGAUCCUGACAGUUUGAAUCUGAAACAAAUCAUACAUAUGGACAGAAAGGAGAACAUCAUUGACUUAGCUUAUAAAAAUAAAUUUAAAUUAAAUUAAUAUUGGCGAUUAAUUUUUUAAUUAGGAUUUUUCAAAUGCAAAUCUUGAUCGGUGAUUGUACUAACAAAUUAGUGUUUUGACUUCUUUUAAGGUUUCUUAAAAGUAAUUUAAGGCAACAUUGAUAAUGUUUGAUGUUGCGUGAUUUGAAUCCAUAUAUGGAACAUACCUACUGGAUCAGCAUACUUUUAUUAGUUGUUGAUCAAUGGUAUUAAUGGGUAAUACUAAUGAAGCUCAUGUUGUGCUCAUCUUCACCAUUAAGAAUCGUUGUGAUGCAUUAUUACCUUAUUAUUAUCAUUAUUUUAUAGUAAUUAAACAACCUUCUGCACGUCAUUGUUUAUUGUUCAGUUAGUAGGGCACCGUCGGAUUAAAUAAUUAGGCUCUUUUAAUUAUUCUGUCAGAUAACAGUUUUAGUAUUCAAAAAACUUAUGAAACAUAUAAAUGAAUAUGAGGAUGGUUAUUAAGUUUAAGAAUUUAAAGUCUGGGCUGUAGAUGCAUUUGAAGAUUGGUGUCUUACAUGACUGUGCAUUGAAUUAUGUUUUACUGUAUGUGAGUGUAUGAAGCUUUGGCUUUUUUAAGUUUGUCUGUCUUUCAACAAGGCGUAAUUACAUGAUUUCAAAUUGUUCUGUAUGUUCUCAUCAUUUUUAAGUUUUACUGGUAAAGUUAAUUAUAUUCUAUAUGCUUUACUAUGGCUUGAUGAUGAAUUAUAUGAAUUAUAGCAAAUGUUGAAUGUCGAAUGUUUUGAAAUGUUCUCCUUUUAGAUUUUUUAAUAAAUACAGCGUAACAG